Molecule: messenger RNA, 3536 nt
Organism: Zonotrichia albicollis (white-throated sparrow)
Lineage: Eukaryota; Metazoa; Chordata; Aves; Passeriformes; Passerellidae
Gene: DIRAS2
Product: DIRAS family GTPase 2
Biological process (GO): signal transduction
Cellular component (GO): membrane
Molecular function (GO): GTP binding; GTPase activity
Source: RefSeq, a predicted model, not a curated record
CUAUGUGCACAUAUGCCCACACAUAGAUAUAUUCCACAACUCUUCAGUAGGUGGCAGCUGAAAGCCUGGACGAGCUUUGCAGUCGCCAUUUAGGCAGCAGCACCGGCAGCGGCUGGAGUCAGCGCGCCCGUAGGAGCAGGAGGAGGGAGCUGCGAUCCAGGAGCAGGAGCGGUGCCCAGGACCCAGGUUUUCCCCCCCUAGCUGAGCAAGUGACACACAGAGAAACAUGCCUGAGCAAAGCAACGAUUAUAGGGUAGUUGUGUUUGGAGCUGGAGGAGUGGGAAAAAGUUCUUUGGUCUUGAGAUUUGUGAAGGGCACUUUCAGAGAGAGCUACAUCCCUACCAUUGAAGACACCUAUCGGCAGGUGAUCAGCUGUGAUAAGAGCAUAUGCACUUUGCAGAUAACCGACACUACAGGGAGCCAUCAAUUUCCAGCCAUGCAACGUCUCUCUAUUUCUAAAGGACAUGCUUUUAUUUUGGUUUACUCUAUCACCAGCCGACAGUCCUUGGAGGAACUCAAGCCAAUCUACGAGCAAAUAUGUCAGAUUAAAGGAGAUAUAGAAAGCAUUCCAAUCAUGCUGGUGGGGAACAAAAAUGAUGAGAACCAAAAUCGAGAGGUAGAAAGCAGUGAAGGAGAAGCCAUGGCUAAGAAGUGGAAAUGUGCCUUCAUGGAGACCUCUGCCAAGACAAACCACAAUGUGAAAGAGUUAUUCCAAGAAUUGCUAAACCUGGAGAAACGCAGGACUGUGAGUUUGCAAAUUGAUGGCAAAAAAAGCAAGCAACAGAAAAGGAAGGAGAAGCUGAAAGGAAAAUGUGUGGUGAUGUGAAAUUGCACUGUCAGGAAUCAGCUGUGAAGUCUCAUCUGACAAUACGCAUGUAAACCCAUAGACAGCAAACAACCAUGCAAGAUCCUAUUUAUUAGUAUCUGUUUUAAAAGAAAUACUUGGAAAUUGAAGAAAUAAGGUACUGUAAUUGCUUUGAAAAAAUGGAAAAACAAAAAUAUGUGUAGUCUCACAAUCAAUUAAAGCAUAUCAGGAAGAAAACAAAAGAUUUCCUGGAAUACCUUAUUUUGUAAUUUACAAAAAGAAUUGUCAUCAUUCACAUAAUAUGAAAGAUUGAAAAAACAACUUAAUAUUACCUGCAUUUGCAUAUAAUUUCAAGAGAAAACAAUGUGUAAUAUCAGAAGAAAAACAAAGUGGUAGUAAAGAAACCUAGAACAUACAAAUACAUGCUGGUGGUGUUAACCAUUUCCUUAAAGAAUGCUGUGGAUGAAAAAUUCUGUGUCAUUUUAAUUACUGACUGGUGGGAGAGUGUGCAUAAGACAGUCUUGGAUCACCUGAAUAAAUUAACUGUUGCACAGUAAAAGGAAGUGUGGGGAUAGCAGCGGAAAGGGACAGAUAUUGUCUCUAUGCCCCCAGCAUGAUACUUCUUUCUAGUAUGAUGCAGUGUUUUAACUGAAGAUCGUGGAAAAGCCAAGUCCUGUAAGUUGGAGAUCAUCUUUUCUGGGCUCAUUGUUUCAAGGAUGACCUGAGUUUUCAGCCCAAAUAUAUUUCAGAAGAACAAACAUUUAUUUGUGGAGAGUGCCAGAUGGAAUGGUGUACGUACAAAACCGGAAAGCUUCCCCAGGGAGAACUGACUGGGUCGUCACCUACGAAAGGCUCUGUGGGAGAGACUUAGUUCUAGUGCUGCUGCCAGUUAGGUGAACACAUGGUGUGGUUAGUGAAUGAAUGCAAUGUCUUUUGAACUGGCAGUACCCUUGGAGUGGGGUUGGCAUAAUAUACAAAUUAUCGUAUUAGCUGACUGAUACUUCUUUACAUUACUAUAUUCCUGUUAGAAGGGUUUAUGCUCAUGCCCUACGAGAUCUAUUGCCUUUAUAUUGUCUGAAGUAUUUUAUAUCUGCCAUUUAAACUAAUGAUUUGAACUGCUGUGACUAUAGAACCAAAUAUAUAUCUGAAGUUAGUGACCACAAGAGUCUCUAAAAUGGUUUUUAUUUGGGAUAAGCACUACAGGAUCUGGAAUAUUCUGCUGUCAGAAGUGUUACAAUGCAAUACAAAGUUCAGAAUAGAAAACACAUUGUUUAAACAUCCUGUCAGGGAAAAGUGCUCUUCUCAAAACCUUUGAAAGGGAAAAAAAAUUGUGAGCUUUCCUGGAUGUCUGUCCAAAGCUUUUUAAAAAACUAAUAUGAAUGACUGAAGUACCUAUCCUAGUGAUGAAAAAGGCCAUCUAUAAUAAAAUAAGCACAUACAAUUUUUAGACGACACAUUAAAAUUAUGUAAGUCUCAAUUUGUACCUUAGGAACUGCUUUGAACGAAUAAAAAGAGCCUACCAUAUUUUUAAUAAAUGUUUAUGUUAAGAAACAUGGGAAAAUGAAGUCAAGUACUAAUAUUAUUAGCCUGCAUGCUAGUGCAUUAUAAAUAUUUUCCAGGGGAUGUUCAAAUGCAGUGUUUGCAUUAAAGUUUGCUACCUUGUUCCUUUCGAAGUUAUUGCUUGCUUAUCUUCCACAUUUCUAGCAAAUGUGCAGAUAUUUCAGAGGUAGAUAAUAGCAUACAAAAGAAUUGCUACUAGUGCUGUCUAGAGGGGAGCACAACUUCUGUCAUGCAGUCAGAAGUGCUGGCACCUGUAGAAUUGAAUGUGAAACUCCUACUGAUUUCAAAGAGACAGAUUUUUUUUUUGCUCUUUAUUUUAUUGUUUUAAGAAGAGAAAACUGGAAAGACCAUGGAAAAAUUAAUGCUCUUCAUUAACAGCAAAUUCCAGGCUCUUACACAACACUCUUUCUUCAUAAAUCUCAGAGCACUUUGCAAAAAUGACGACAUCAUUUCCUUAACUUCUCAGGUGGUGAAAGUGAGGCACAGAGAGGGGAAACAACUGCACUUAGAUCGCCUAGCAGGACCGUGGCAGACCCAGGAACAAAGGCAGAUCUCCUCUGUCACAGUCCAGUGCUCAUUCUGUGUUUUGUCAGACUGUCUCUUUGCAUUCUUAAAUAGUUCCUUGAAGAAUCCUGGUUUGGCCUAUACAGCCAAGUGCAUCUUUCUUGAUAGUUUGUCAGUAGAUCAAAAUAUAUUUCCACAUCAGGGAUGCAAAACACUUAAAAGCACUAUAUUUAGUAAGACUUUUAUAAAUAUUUAUACAUUUACUCUUUGUAAAAAUCUUUGCUGAUGAUGCUCAACAUCACAGCAAUGGAUUCCAUGGAUGAAGCUGGAAAAUCAGAAAAAUUAUCAACGUUAAGGCAUAAUGGGUCACAUACAGAGGUCAAAAGCCCUCAGAUGCUAACACACCGGUGCCAAAGGUCAUCAUGUGUGGCACAUGCCUUAGCAGCCAGCAUAGUAUUAUGACAGAAUCUCAAAGAGAAAAAUAAAAGCUAUAUAUAGAACCUUUUAACAUUAUUGCUUGAACUGGAGGAAUUAUUUAUGUAGUAAAAUAUCUUGCAGAAGUACAAUAUAGGGGAUCUAAAUUACUUAAAAUGUACUGACUGCAAAGAUAUUACAGGCUGAAAUUUAGCCCUGGACUUUUUUUUUUUUUGAAUGUGCCUCAUAGCAA